AUGUUUUCAUUACAAAAGGGUUUCCAGGGACGAAAAGAUUCAACGUCACUGAUAGAAGCGGCUGCUUCGGGUCUUUGUAACAUUGUCAUAGUGCUGCUCAGGAACAAUUUCAAUGUGAAUGCAAGUUGUGAAAAUGGGGACACGGCGCUCAUGGUUGCCAGCGCGGGCGGUUAUGUUAAUGUGGUGAAUGCACUGCUAAGCCAUGGCGCCAACGUUAAGGAGCACAAUUUGAUUGAACAUACAUCGCUGAUGAAGGCCGCAUGUGCCGGCCAUGUGGAAGUAGCCAAGGUACUUGUCGAGCGUGGAGCCGGAAUCAACACCCGUUCCAAUGUGUACAACGAGGGUGCAUUGUCAGUGGCUAGCUAUAAGGGUCAUUUUGAUUCAUUGGUGCGUUUCCUACUGCAUGCCGGCGCCGAUCACUUGAACUUCACUCUUUCAGCGGCUUCAACAUAUGGCCAAGUGAAAAUAGCGCGAUUGUUACUAGACUCUGGAGCGCAAGUCAAUAUUUCCACAUAUCCACUGCCAUCGCCGCUCGCAAGUUCAAUUAACAAUGGUCACGUUGAGGUUGCCACUCUGCUCAUCGAGUUCAGUGCCAACAUUAAUGGGGCCAUUACAAAACUACACGUAUCUCAUGAUGGCAGCUUGCAAGGGGGCGCGAGAAUGGUGAACUUACUAUUGGAGCAAGGAGGAUGUGGAUGCAAAGAUAGAAAAGUGAGACACGGUGCUGAUGAUUGCCUGUAA
Drosophila nasuta is the source of this 741-nucleotide messenger RNA. RefSeq names its product ankyrin repeat and KH domain-containing protein 1-like. Gene Ontology annotation, cellular component: cytoplasm. Gene Ontology annotation, biological process: innate immune response. Bases 1 to 741 code for a protein of 246 amino acids. The transcript has 2 exons. Lineage: Eukaryota; Metazoa; Arthropoda; Insecta; Diptera; Drosophilidae. The record is from RefSeq and is a predicted model, not a curated record. Gene Ontology annotation, molecular function: protein binding.